Molecule: messenger RNA, 1214 nt
Organism: Schistocerca serialis cubense
Lineage: Eukaryota; Metazoa; Arthropoda; Insecta; Orthoptera; Acrididae
Gene: Ttc19
Product: tetratricopeptide repeat protein 19 homolog, mitochondrial
Exons: 3
Coding region: 121-1152 (343 amino acids)
Biological process (GO): mitochondrial respiratory chain complex III assembly
Cellular component (GO): mitochondrial inner membrane
Molecular function (GO): protein binding
Source: RefSeq, a predicted model, not a curated record
CUAUAGUGCUUUGGGUCAUGGGAGUGGGUACGGUAGAUCAAAGUUUGACACUGUGGUUAGUGGUACCGUGCGAAGUGGUAGUUGACGUCCAAAAGAUGUAGGCAUCUGCUGAGUUAAAAGAUGUAUCGUCUGACGCGAAUAGCAUUUCAGGUUGAGCGCAAAUGGUUAUCAUCGUCAAAGCUAUCUAAAAAGCGAUUCAAUGCAUCUAGGCGUGACUACAGUACGAAAUUAAAUACAUCGUUUGUGACUGAACACGAGUAUCGAAACCGAAGUGAAAACUUCCCUUCACUGUUGGUAUGGGGUGGCGUGUUUUCAUUUUUCCAAAGCAAGGAGGAACCCGAAUUAAUACAAACUAUCAAACGAGCAAUUUUAUUAAUGCAGAAAGACGAAAUGAAAAAGGCAGAGCAGAUGCUUCAUAUUGCAUUAAAACUUGCUCAAGAACAACAGAACGAAGAUGGUAUAGUAUAUGUACUGGAUCUUAUGGCAAAUUUGGCGUAUGAUAUGAAUGAGCACGAUAAAGCACAUAAAUUAUUUGUUAGCGUUAUGCAGCACCUUUUCAGAAAAGGUGUGCAGCAGGAUGACAAUAAAAUCAUUCAUAUAAGCCUGAAACUUGCUGACAAUUACCAUAAACAGGGAGAAAAAAGGAAAGCUGAAGAAGGGUUUAAAUUUUGUCUUGAAAAUCUUGAAAAUAAACUCAAUUCAGGAGUUAAAGAUGAAGAUACAUUGCUGCUACUUGCAAUGACUCUGGAUUGGUAUGCACAGUUUGUUUUUAAGUCAGGGCGAUAUAAAGAUGCACAGAAUCUUAUGAAGAGAGCAUAUGACUUGUCUGUUAGCAUCAAUGGUGAGACCAGUGAGCAAGUUGUUGUUUUAUUAAAUGACCUUGGUACGGUUAGUUGCCUCCAAGGAGAUUUAGACGCUGCUUUGAAAUAUCUGAAACAGGCUACUGCUAUAGGGGAAAAAUUUCCUGAUAUGCUUGAAUUGGGAUCAAUUUACAUUAAUUUGGGUUUUGUUUAUUUGAAAAAACAAAUGUAUGAUGAAGCCAAACGUGCUUGUGUGUAUGCCAGAGAACAAGGACGCAGAUUGAAGAAUAAAGAGGUUGAAGAUGUAGCGGAGCUGUGUUUGCAGAAAAUUAAGCUGCCUGAAAAAGUAUGAGUUGGUGAAUUUUAUCUGUGAUUUGGAAUGUAUAUUAUGUAGUAAAACACUUUUCUGUUUUA